Molecule: messenger RNA, 3198 nt
Organism: Antechinus flavipes (yellow-footed antechinus)
Lineage: Eukaryota; Metazoa; Chordata; Mammalia; Dasyuromorphia; Dasyuridae
Gene: SUOX
Product: sulfite oxidase
Exons: 5
Coding region: 480-2126 (548 amino acids)
Cellular component (GO): mitochondrion
Molecular function (GO): molybdenum ion binding; oxidoreductase activity; heme binding
Source: RefSeq, a predicted model, not a curated record
UGGGGUAAGGGUGGGGUGCAGAAGGUUGCUUUAGAAGCCUUUUCUCUUUUCCCCUCUUCACAUGUUCCUUCGGUCAGGGCAGCUGCCCCCCUAUUCUAAGAGCCACCUCCUGCUCCUGUCCCGCCUUCGAGACCAGAGAAAAUAGAUUGUAGGUUACCCCCACCGACUGGAUGUUGCUUUUUAGAAGACUGCCUCGACCAAACCAGGACGGGGAGGCAUUGACAGGGUUCACUUUAGAAAAAGUAGUUGCUCCUCCCAAAGGGCCGCGUAUGUGAUGUAAAAGAUGCUGGGAGUCGGGUGCUAAGAACUAGAAUUAAAUUCCUCUACUUUUCCCAGCGUCACAAAUCUCCUUGCCUGAUUUCUUUUCCCAGGCGGAACACUCCAGGUGGGCCCAUAUUUUCCUUGUCCAUUGCUUUCCGUCCUUUGAUUCUAUCUAAAGGAUUAGGAGACAACGGUUGUUGAGAAACCCGGGUUCUAUAAUGCUGUUGCUACAAAGAGUUGCUGUCUCUGGCCUUCGAGUUUCCAGAUUUGACAGUUAUGCCAGGUUCGUUGUCCCAAAACUGUAUCCCCACGUCUUCUUUACCAGCAAUUCCUCUCAUCUCCAAAGGCGCACACCUCACUUUUCUAAUGGCAGCACUCCUUCUGGAUACUGGGCAGCUGCAGGGGCUCUGCUGGGUGUUGGGGCUAUACUAGCCUAUGGAAACCACAGAGAAAAGGCUGCUGAGGAAUCACUACCUAUGUACACAAAGGCAGAAGUGAACUAUCAUCGAAGUCUUGAGAAGCGGGUUUGGGUAACCCUGGGCAAUGAGGUCUUUGAUGUCACCGAUUUUGUGGCCAUACACCCAGGUGGACCAUCUAAAUUAAUGCUUGCUGCAGGGGGACCGCUAGAGCCUUUCUGGGCUCUCUAUGCAGUACAUAACCAGCCACAUGUUCGUGAACUCCUAGCUCAAUAUAAGAUUGGGGAGCUAAGCCCUGAUGAGGAAAAAUCUUCUGAUAUAGUUUCCACUGACCCUUUUGCCAGUGAUCCCCCAAGACACCCUGCUCUCCAGAUCAACAGCCAGAAACCUUUUAAUGCAGAACCACCCCUUGAGCUCUUGGGUGAGAGCUAUAUCACACCCAAUCCUCUCUUUUUCACCCGAAAUCACCUGCCAGUACCCACCCUAGAUCCUACCACAUAUCACCUGCAAGUGGAAGGGCCCCCAGGAGGUCAGACAUUGAACCUAUCACUAGAUGACCUCCGUCGCUUCCCCAAGCACCAGGUAACAGUCACCCUGCAGUGUGCUGGUAAUCGGCGCAGUGAGAUGGCCCAAAUUAAGUCUGUAAAAGGGUUAAACUGGGGAGCAGGAGCUAUCAGCACAGCCCAAUGGGGUGGUGCUCGGCUCCGAGAUGUUCUAAUUCAAGCUGGUCAUUCACCCUAUGGUCCUGAAGCCCAUGUAUGCUUUGAAGGGCUGGACUUUGAUCCCACAGGGACAGCCUAUGGAGCCUCCAUUCCCCUGGCCCGGGCCAUGGACCCUGAAAGUGAUGUGCUGCUGGCCUAUGAGAUGAAUGGGCAGCCAUUGCCCCCUGACCAUGGUUUCCCAGUGAGGGUGGUGGUGCCUGGUGUUGUGGGUGCCCGCCAUGUCAAGUGGCUGGGGAAAGUGAGCAUCAGCCCUGAGGAAAGCCCUAGUCAUUGGCAACGUCGUGAUUACAAAGGCUUCAGUCCCUCAGUAGACUGGGACACAGUGGACUUUGACUCUGCUCCAGCCAUUCAGGAACUCCCUGUCCAGUCAGUCAUUACAGAGCCCAGGGAAGGGCAAACAAUAGAGCCAGGGGAGGUGACUGUGAAGGGCUAUGCUUGGAGUGGAGGAGGCAGGGCCAUAAUCAGGGUAGAUGUAUCUCUGGAUGGUGGGCUGACCUGGCAAGUGGCAACUCUGGAGGGGGAGGCACAGGCACCAAGGAGAGCUUGGGCAUGGCGGCUGUGGCACCUGACAGCAUCAGUGCCUCCUGGGAAGAAGGGACUGAACAUUAUAUGCAAGGCUGUAGAUGAUGGAUACAAUGUACAACCCGACACUGUGGCCCCUAUCUGGAAUCUUCGAGGUGUACUUAGUAAUGCCUGGCACCGUGUCCAUGUUCAGGUAGUCCCAUAAAAACAAUUGCUGCAGCCUUGACACUCUAUAAACCACCCUUCUCAAUCUUUUAAUUUUCCUAACUAUUUCUUGAAUUCUUCCCUUUUCAAUAGAUAAUCAAAAAUUCUCCUCUGGUUUUCUCUACUUCUCAGACACAAUCUCUAGGGUAGCCCCACUCCUCCCACAUACACAAAUAUAUGUAUCCCCUUACUUUCAAGCAUACACAUUUCCAUCCUGCUUUCCUCCUAACUUCAAGGAUGAAUACUGAUUUUUGCUAUAUUUAUUCCACUGUGAUAUCUACCUCAUACUCAUGUUUCUCCAGACUCUGAGUGAGCUGAAAGCUGUCUGGACAGAAAUAAUGUAAUUAUACCAGCCACCAUCACUUUUCUCUCUCCAGUCUUUUAAUAACCCUGUUGAUUCUGAGGCCUUAUUUUGUCUUCCUUUAUACAUAAUGUAUAUAGAGAGACACUAUUACCUGUUCCCAGGGUGGGAAGAGGAAAAAAAGGGGGAGAGGAAUUGUAAGCCUCUCUCUUUUUAAAUUUUAUCAAUAAAGUAUUAUGUUUAUAUAGGCUUGUUGCCUGGGCAGAAGGGUCAGGAAAGGAAUAGGAAAGGAAAUACAACAUUGGAGGCUGUGUACACCUUAGAAUUGUGUACACUAAAAGAAGGGGUGGCAGCAUGGUCACACUAGUUAACAUAGGAGAUGCCUAACAAAAUUAUACUGUGCUAUAAGAAACAAUGAAUAUUACUAUAAAGAAGCAGGGGAAGAGUUAAUGAUCUAAAGUAAAAUGAAAUAAACCAAAACAAUAUACAUAAUUACAAAACAUAGAUGAAAAAAAAAUCCAAGCCGAAUUCUGUGAAGAUUUGAUCUCAAAGAAGACGCCUCCUGUUCUGCUUUUGGAAGUGGGUGAACUUGGGUGUGGAAUACUGAAUGUAAUGUAUUUUUUUCCUAAUAUUGGUUAGUUCUGCCUUAAUUUUCUUUCCCAUUGUUAAGGGAUGGUUUUCUAGAGGAUGGGGAGGGAUAGUACCUCUUUGUAAAUGUAAAUAAUGUAAAAUCAAAAAAUUUCAAUAAAACUGGUUUUUAAAACUUUCUUAA